AAGAAAUUCGAUAGAUAAUUUUAAAAAUGUCACGAUUCUUAUUAACAAACAUUUUCCUCUUGGCACUUGUUGUCGCCUGCGUUUACGCUGAUGGAGAAUGUACCGAGGAAUGUGGAGAAAAUGAAGAAUGUAAUUCAUGUGGAGAUGAAUGUGAGUUGAACUGCUCAGACUUAACCAGAGUAGCUUGUCCACUUAUUUGUAACCCACCGGCGUGCGUAUGUAAGGAAGGAUUCGCCAGAGACGAUAAUAGUGGCACGUGUAUCAACAAGCUCCAGUGCCCUAUGCACUAAAUAAAUAAAAUAUUUUAAUAUUUUACUUAUAAUUAGAAAAAAUCAAUUGGCUCAAAUAAAAAUAAUUCGUAAUUUUCUGAAUUUUAUAAUGAUAGACUGUAAGAAAUUGAGAGUGAAUUACUCCACGUUCACUCUGAUAAUUUUUUACAGUUUAUUGUUCAAAAUAUGUAAACAUUUGUGUAAUUAUCAAUAAAAUUUUAUUUCUCAAAAGUC
Molecule: messenger RNA, 503 nt
Organism: Microplitis demolitor
Lineage: Eukaryota; Metazoa; Arthropoda; Insecta; Hymenoptera; Braconidae
Product: chymotrypsin/elastase isoinhibitor 1
Exons: 3
Coding region: 27-290 (87 amino acids)
Source: RefSeq, a predicted model, not a curated record